AUGGCCGGCACCCAACGGCCUGCCUCAGGGCUUCCCACAAGAAGAACGACGGCACGACAGCCAGCUCGGCGGAUGGGCUCUAUAGCCCCGGAGCGACAAGCAUCUCCAGCCAUUUCAACGAAGGCAUCUGCUACGACUAGACUCCGCGCGUUGAAAUCUCCAGGCGAGCCGCCGAGCAUCACUGCGAAACGGAAAGAAAGGGAUAUUGAACGAGAAAUCAACGAAGAUACCAGCAUACAUGUGGUAGUGCGUUGCCGAGGACGAAAUGACCGAGAGGUUAAGGAAAACAGUGGAGUGGUGCUGCUGACUGAAGGUGUCAAGGGGAAAAGCGUGGAGUUGUCAAUGGGUCCAAAUGCGAUUUCUAACAAGACCUACACAUUUGACAAGGUAUUUUCGGCAGCCGCUGAUCAGAUUACCGUGUAUGAAGAUACUGUGGUGCCAAUUCUCAAUGAGAUGCUUGCCGGAUACAAUUGCACAAUUUUCGCGUAUGGACAAACUGGGACUGGAAAAACAUAUACCAUGUCAGGCGAUAUGAAUGAUACAUUGGGGAUUUUGUCCGACAACGCCGGUAUUAUCCCACGGGUUCUAUAUUCCCUGUUCCAUAAACUCGCGGAUACAGAAAGCACCGUCAAGUGCUCCUUCAUCGAAUUGUACAACGAAGAACUUCGGGAUCUCCUGUCAGCUGAAGAAAACCCAAAACUAAAAAUCUAUGAAAAUGAACAAAAAAAGGGCCACAACGGUAGUACUAUGGUACAGGGAAUGGAGGAGACCUACAUCGACUCAGCUACAGCCGGAAUCAAACUGCUACAGGAGGGCAGCCAUAAACGCCAGGUUGCUGCGACAAAAUGCAACGAUCUUAGCUCUCGAAGCCAUACAGUUUUCACGAUCACCGUGCACACCAAACGAACAACAGAAUCAGGCGAGGAAUACGUUCGGCCGGGGAAGUUGAACUUGGUCGACUUGGCCGGCAGUGAGAAUAUCCAGCGCAGCGGCGCCGAAAACAAGCGGGCUACUGAGGCUGGCUUGAUCAAUAAGAGUCUUCUAACCCUCGGGCGGGUGAUUAACGCUCUUGUGGACAAGAGCCCACAUAUUCCGUACCGAGAGUCGAAACUCACUCGUUUGCUCCAAGACUCCCUUGGUGGACAAACAAAGACAUGCAUCAUUGCCACAGUUUCGCCUUCGCGUAGCAACCUAGAGGAAACAAUAUCUACGCUAGAUUAUGCUUUCAGGGCCAAAAAUAUCCGAAACAAACCCCAGGUCAACUCUACCAUGCCUAAGAAGACAUUAUUUCGAGAAUUUACCUCUGAAAUUGAGAAACUCAAGGGGGAACUCAUUGCAACAAGACACCGAAAUGGCGUUUACAUGUCAGUUGAGGCAUAUGAGGAGAUGACAAUGGAACGUGAUUCACGAAGAAUCAUCAACGAGGAGCAACGGGCAAAGAUCGAAUCAAUGGAGUCCAGUCUGCGACACAAAGUGCAGGAAUUGUUCACGCUUACCAGCAACUUCAAUGAUCUCAAGAAUAACAACGAGGAGACACGUGCAGCUUUGAGCGCGACAAAUGACGUCCUUGAGCAAACAGAGAUCGUUUUGCAAAAUACAAAGUCCCAGCUCGAAGAGGAGGAAGUGCUUCGAAAGGCACAUCAGGAAACCGAGCACCAGCUUCGCGAUAUCAGCACAGGGCUAGUAUCAACGAUCGAUCAAACUGUUCAGGACAUAGAUCGCCUACACGCCAAACUAGGCCGUAAAGCUGACUUGGACACUGUGAACACCGAAAUAUGGGAACUGUCGACGGCUGAAGUAUCAAAUAUUACGAGGCAGAUCGAUAGCAGAGUGGAGACUUUCCAGGCUCAGCAUGCGAAACUAAUGGAGUCAAUGUCGAACAAGCUUCAUGAAUUCUUCUCGAGUGAAUUGUCGCAUGUUGAACAAACUCAAGCCAAGCUAUCGGAAAUUAGCACCUCAAUUGAUAAGGCGCAAUGUAACGCAAAGGCUGAGACCUCCGGUGCGCAUGACGAAAUGAAUAACGUCCUCGAAGAGAUCAAGGAUCUCCGGGAGGAUGUGAAGGCUAAAGUGGGGGAGGGACUGAAUGGCCUGUCGUUGGCCGCAGCCCGAAUAUCCGAGGAGGUAAUCGGGGAAUUUGCUGAAUUUCACGCAGAGCUUCACACCUCCUACAGCAAUCUCGGGAAAGACCUAAAGAACGUGUUCGAAGGCAUGGUGACACAUCUCACUGAACAGAAAAACGAAAUCAAUCGGCUAAGAUUAGAACUCCAAAAUGCGAACCGUCAAAAUAUCGAUGCAACCCGCAAAGCUUCUUCCCAUCUGGCUCAAACCUUGGAAGAAGAAAAUGCCACUGCAGAGGCAGAACGUGAUAUCUUAAUGUCGCAAAUCAAGGCUUUGAUGGAUGAAUCUCGGCAUAAGCAGCUUAAUCGCUUAAAGGCCAAGAUUGACAAUCUGCGGACCGAUCUCUCAUCCUCGGGCGAUAUGUUAGAACAUGUUACAGCCCAGCAUGAUCGCCAAGUUGAUGAGUGGGUGUUCAAAUCGGAACAGUUUGCAAAGGAUGUCAAUGCAUCUAAGGAUGAAAUCAAGAUCAAGAUGCAACACGACUGGGAGGCCUUUGACCAGCGCAAUUCUUCGAUACAAAAGACGACAGAGUCCGUUCACAAGGAGACAGUCCGAAUUGUUGACGCUCAAAUGAAUGAUAUGGGAAAGCAAAUGGAAGCAUUGGACGAUUUUGUUGCGAAAGCGCGAUCUCAAAAUUAUCACUACCGUGACGCCCAUCUAGCAACCUUGGAUAGUAUAGCAACUGAUAUCCAUCAGUCAUACUCGACAAUUCAGGAACAAAAUGAAGCACUGGGUAGCCGUAUCCACCAACUACAGGGGCAAACAACCCAGGAUCACACAGCUCUAAAAGAGUCAGCAGAUCCGCUACUUAGUGAAGUCCGCAAGCCUCUCGCAGAUUUGUCUGCUGAUAUCCAGAAUCGAUCGCUGGAAGAAUACGUUGCCACCGGUGUUACUCCCCAGAAACGGAAAUAUCAGUACCCAUCUACCUUGCCUCGCACUGAGGCCCACGACACCCUAAAGUCUAGACUCAGGGUGUCUAAGGAAAUGCAAGUACUUCCAUUCAAUGAGGAGGACCAGCCUUCUACGGCUAGCUCCCCAGCAAAGUGCUUUGUCUAUAACGAUGCAAACGAGGAGGUAGGAACUCAAGCAUCUCCCAUCACCACCGUCACGCCUUCCAACAUAGGACUUAGGGAAAUCGAUGCAAACGUCGUCGCAAGACCGCUCGCGUUUAGCACUGAGGACGAAAAACCAGCAGUUCAAUCGACCCCAUCAAUUUCGAACCCGGAUAACUUAUCUGAAGUUGACGAUGUGGAGCCGCCACCAUCAAAGAGACGUCGGUCCAACUCGGCUAUGGUUGAGAGCAAGCUGCCCCAAAAGCUGGUUGCCAAAAAGAUGGCUGGAAUGAUGGAAGGCAGAGAGAAUGUUCCGCCCCAAGGAGGUUCUGGUGGUCGAAGACUAAGAGGCCGGCCUUCAACUGGUCUAUAA
Aspergillus ochraceoroseus IBT 24754 is the source of this 3543-nucleotide messenger RNA. RefSeq names its product putative kinesin family protein (BimC). Gene Ontology annotation, biological process: mitotic spindle assembly; microtubule-based movement. Bases 1 to 3543 code for a protein of 1180 amino acids. Gene Ontology annotation, molecular function: microtubule binding; plus-end-directed microtubule motor activity; ATP binding. Lineage: Eukaryota; Fungi; Ascomycota; Eurotiomycetes; Eurotiales; Aspergillaceae. The record is from RefSeq and is a predicted model, not a curated record. The transcript has 5 exons. Gene Ontology annotation, cellular component: nucleus; spindle microtubule.